Messenger RNA from Meloidogyne enterolobii, 827 nucleotides. The record is from the annotation of a GenBank genome assembly. NCBI's taxonomy places the organism in Eukaryota, Metazoa, Nematoda, Chromadorea, Rhabditida, Meloidogynidae.
GAAUGAAACUCAAAUUUUUUGUUGUUUUACUAAUUCCUGUUUUACGGAUUAUCUUUAUGUCUUCGUUUUCAUUGUUGCACCCUGUGGCAGCGCUGCGCGUUUUGGAGUCAAUUAAGCCUGAUGUUCAGUUGGUUCCUUCGUCAGAUAGGCAAGUUGAUGUGAAACAAAAUACUAGACUGCGACACGAGGCGAAAGAUGCUAAACAAAAUGCUACCGACUCGGCUGAUGAUUUAAAACCUAAUUUGCAAUUGUUUACACGUUAUUGGAUGGCAGAAAGUGCACCAUCGACACAGGCUCACAUUUCUAGAGGAAGUUGGGCACGCUAUUUACGCUUCAAAGACACUUGCCGUAAGAUUUUCGAUGAGGAUUAUUUGGCUGAGCUUCAAUUGAAUAGCACUGAGAGUGGUUAUUUUCAUUGGGAAGCAAACGAGUUUCACCGUCAGCUUCGUGAUCGUCUAUUGCCUCAAGCGCAAGGAGGAAGUUUUCGAGCACUAAUCGGUUCACAUUUGUAUGUUUAUUUGGCAAAGAUUUUUAAUAGUAAAAUGUUAAUAUUUAGGCUUAGUCGUCUAGAUCCACGGUUAUUUGCUUCGGAGCCGAGGAGGUAUUCUUUUUUCAUAUAUUUGGUAAUAACAGGCAAUUUAAGUUUUUGUGAGGCUAAGAGGCAUGUUUCUGAAGCGGAUGAGCGGCACAAACUUGCCAAAGAAGAACAGCACAUGUUUGAGGAUUUUUUGAUUAAUAAAGUGCUACCUCCGGACAUGUUUGCACCACGCAGACCUCCACCAUUGAUGCCUCCUUCGAAUACAACCAACAAUGUUAUAAAGUUUUAA